UAUUUUAUAUUCUGGUUUUGAAAUCAUGAUUAUGUAUAUUUCUGUUGUAUAAAGGGGAUAUCAAAUCGCCUCAAAUUUCAGUCAGCUAUGAUUUCCGAUCAAGAGAAUAAAUGUGGCCUAUCUAUCAAAUGUGUUGAUGAGUCUACAGAAAAGGUGAAUGAUAUCUCAAACAUGACAAAUUACUAUUCACUUGACAGCAGUGUUGGGAGUUCUGUUGGAAUGUCAUCAGGGGGCAUGCCUUCCCAGAUGGGGUCCAUGAACUCAAUGGGUGGGUUAGAUUCUCCUCCUGAUAUAAAACCAGAUAUUGGACAACUACAGAUGCCUGGUCACAACUUCUUUACUGGAUUUCCUCCAGGUUUACAGAUGCCAAUGCCUUCCACUCAGCCAUCACCAGGAUCUGCUCCCAUGCAGUCACCAGGUUUAUUGUCACCAUCAUCGUCAGUUACUUCUCCAUCGUCUAUGAUGUCUGUAGGCUCACCUGGAUCCAUUGGAUCUCCAACCAAUGCUUUUUCUACUAAACAUAUAUGUGCUAUAUGUGGAGACAGAGCUUCUGGAAAACAUUAUGGAGUUUAUAGUUGUGAAGGUUGUAAAGGAUUUUUCAAAAGAACAGUGAGGAAAGAUCUGACAUAUGCCUGCCGAGAUGACAGAAAUUGUAUCAUCGAUAAACGACAGCGAAACCGAUGUCAGUACUGCCGCUACAUGAAAUGUUUAACCAUGGGAAUGAAGCGAGAAGAUGUGAAAAGUGUUGCUCCUCCUGCAGAUAACAGCGGAUCAUCAUGGGGUGCUGUUCAGGAAGAAAGGCAAAGAAAUAAAGAAAAAGGGGAGGGAGAAGUAGAAAGUACUAGUGGAGCUAACAAUGAUAUGCCAGUAGAAAAGAUCUUAGAGGCAGAGCUAGCCGUUGAUCCCAAUACUGAUACAUAUAUUGAUACUCAGAAAGAUGCUGUUACCAACAUAUGUCAGGCUGCAGACAAACAGCUGAUUACAUUAGUAGAAUGGGCCAAGAGAAUUCCACACUUUGUAGAACUACCAUUGGAGGAUCAAGUGAUACUGCUGAGAGCUGGCUGGAAUGAAUUGUUAAUCGCUGCAUUUUCCCACCGAUCUACUGUAGUUAAGGAUGGUAUAUUACUGGCUACAGGUUUACAUGUACAUAGAAGUAGUGCUCACCAGGCGGGAGUAGGAACCAUAUUUGAUAGAGUCCUCACAGAAUUAGUGGCCAAAAUGAGAGAAAUGAAAAUGGACAAGACAGAAGUUGGCUGUCUAAGGGCUAUAGUCCUGUACAACCCAGAUGCUAAAGGACUUACUGCUACUCAUGAAGUGGAACAGUUGCGUGAGAAAGUUUAUGCUUCAUUGGAGGAAUACUGUAAAACCCGAUAUCCAGAGGAACCAGGACGAUUUGCCAAGUUACUGCUCAGACUACCUGCCUUACGAAGUAUUGGACUAAAGUGCCUGGAACAUUUGUUUUUCUUUAAAUUGAUUGGUGAUACACCAAUAGACACGUUCCUAAUGGAAAUGUUAGAAAGCCCAACGAAUACUUGAGAACCACAUAUGUGUCAUUUAUUGGAACAGUAUCGGUCACACUUGAUUGACAUGAAGACUGGCUUUGACCCAGUGUGGUUACAAUUUGGGCUGUAUCAUGAUGGUCUUGUAUAAAACAUUCAUCAUUUCCCCUCAUUUUUUCAGUUACAAUUCUAGUUUUAUUAUGUCCACCUAACCUGUGUGAUAAGACCACCUGCAGAUUGCAGUUCAGCUGAAAUUGUUUAUGUUUGUAGUUGAAUUAUAUUGUUAUGAAAUGGUAAUGGUUAUUAUACCCGAUUCUUUGACUAAAAAUUAAGUCCUGCAGAAAACAAAAAUGGCAUGUAAACUGAUAUUUUUUUCUUAAUUAUUAGGUAAUUUCUAAAGAAAGAAAGAAUAAUGUCUGCUGUUCAAUCAUUGCAGUUUGUGUAUAAAGUUCAAAGUCGACUAGUAGUACAAGUUACUUUUGUACUUUAAUUUUCAGAUCAUACUCUGCCCCCUCAAGGUACCAAUCAAUUUGUAGGCCUAGUGAAUGUAAUUUUUUACUUAACAGGAUAUUAUUAUGCUGCUGUUUUUUGAAUAUGUACAAUGUUGUUUCUGAUAAGUGAUGGCUUACUUAAUUUGGCAGUAAUAUAGAGUUUUGAAUGAUCCACUGUGAAAUUUUUCCAGAGUAGCUUAUUCAGGAAAAAAAGGGGAUUGCAUUUCAUCUCCUUUCACAAAAAAUCAAUUUGUAAGGCUCAAAAUUCACUACUGUUUAAACUUAAAAGCAAAAUGAGUAAAAAUAAUAAUCCUUUCUUUCAGUGAUAAAACUUUAUAUCAAAAACACAAAACAUUUCUCAAAAUACCUCUAAAUGAGUGACAACCUUCUUAAUUUCAAUUUGUCUCAAUGAUUCUCGACAUAUUUUAAAGUAGUCCUGUUUGUCUUGUUUGAGGCCAUGAAAUUAAAACAUUUAUUGGCAGAUGACACUUUCAUUCAGAUGUAAUUAUGUCCUCAAAAGGUUUUGUAAUGUUUAUAGUUUUAUAUGUAACAUUUAUAGGUAUUUGUACUUUGUUAUGGCAGACUAGAUGUAAGCAGUCAUGUUGAAUGUUCAAGAUGGUAUUUCUUAUCCACAUUGAUAUUGGUUUCAUUAUACUGUACCCUUACUUUACUUUGUUCAUUUUUUCUGCAUAUGAUAUAUAAGGAUUUAGAUUGUUUUAUGUUGAGAAUAUUUUAAUUUGUCCUUUGUCCAUGAUAAGUUAGUGAGGCAUUAUAGCCUAGAUCUAUUACACCUGUUUGCACGUUAUUCUUUUACAUGAAAAAAUUCAAACAGGUUUGUUUUACCUCUCUUCUCAAAGAUGUCUCUUUGGUUUCUCUUUUUAGUUCAGUCAGAGAUAGAACUUUUUUAGGCAGAUAUUUUCCCUGUAGAUUUAACAACAAUUUGGAUAUUUAUUUUCUAUUUAAUUUCACUUAUGCUUAGAACUUCCAUGAUACCCAGCAUUAAGGUGAUUUUAUAUUACCUAUGGCUAUACUUCUUUAUCAUGUAUAAGAAGUUAAAUGAUUUUCCAAAUCCACUAAGCUAUAUGACUAUCCUAAUAGGAAUUACAUUGUAAAUAUCUACACAAAGUACAUAUCUACUUGAUAUUUUUUUGGCCUUUUUAACUUUUUUGAUUCAAGCGUCACUGAUGAGUCUUUUGAAUGAAAACGAAACGCUAGUCUGAGUACAAAAUUUUAGUCCUGUUAUCUAUGAUGAGUUUAUCUACACCAUUAUGUCAACUUAACACCAUGGAGACAGCUUAUGUAUUGUGAAAAAGAAAUCACCAAAUCAGAGGUUUUAAAUGUAUAGGAGGCCACCUAUUGUGGAAACCUAAACCUACAUUAUCAGCCAUUUGCAGACAUUAGGCAUUUAAAAGCAUUUAUAAUAUCUACAAAAAAUUAUUUUCCUACUGUCAGUGUAAAAUUAUGUAAAGAUCUUGCACAAUAUAUUUGUUUGUUUUUUUUUUGUGAUGAUGAGCUAAAUCUCUUACUACUUUUGAUUCCAAUUUUUAUCCCUAGUGUCUAAUUUUACAUAUAUCAUAUGUUGAAAAAGAGGAUCUAGUAAAUUCAUUGAAUCAUACACAUUGGCAAAAUGUAGUCCCUAUUGUUAUAUUAUGUAAAUACUAUUUGUUGCAAUGAGUAAAUGGCUAUUUUUUUAACUUUGAACAUAAUUACACAAUUUUGUCAGAACUGGCCUGACUGGUACCCUGUUCAGAUAUUUUCCAUGUUACAUGUUUAGAAUAUCAAAACCAGAUUUUGUGCCACCAUUUUUACAUCCCUUUAUAUUACACUCCUCAAUAAAGUUUUAUUUAUAUCAAAAAUUCUAUUUCUAGAAAGAAUGUACAAAGCACUCCCAUAGUUAAUUGUUUAAAAUUCAAUAGCUAUGGCUAUUGAUAAUUUGUAAAUUUUGAUAUGUACGGAUAUGUAAAAUCAAGGGAAUGAUCAUCCGAAUCUACAGAUGGAUUUGUAUUGUCUCCCCCAGGUAACUUAGUUAUGUGUAGAUAACUAAUGUUUCUUAUUUUAUGUAUAAUACUGUGAUAUGAUUAUAAAGUGCUUGGGUAAUAUGUAUUGUAUGCAAGGAUUUGUUUAUUUGUUUUAUUGUUGAUGGCAUUGAUCAGAAGUGAUAUAGGUAAAUAACAGUGUUGAUGAAAAUGUGAUGGGAGAAAACAAAUUGCUAAUUGUGAUGAAAGACUCUUAUAAAGUUAAUAUUUUGAAGAACAGAUAACAUUCUAAGCUUGUUGGUUUACAUUGAAGGAAGACCUGUAAAUUUGUGAAAAUAGUAAAAAAAACAAAAAAAACAGAGGGACUUGUCUUGAUAGGCCUAUAUUUGGAUCACCAUUGCACACAAUUGCAGUUUUCCUGAUGUAUGUAAUAUAAUUGAGUGUUUUUUAGGCACAAAAUGUCUCAUAAGUUCACUUUUUAGUAUCAAGAGAGGCAAUCUAUCAAGACAUCUGUCACUAUGAUAUUUGUUCUGUUUUUCCUUCUAUUGUUUUUUUUCAUGUUGUUUCAACUACAACUUUGAUAUGUCAAUUUGUGAUUGACUCAUGUUUUAUAAGUGCUUUUUUAAAAAAUGUGAACAGUUUUAAUUUUUGAAUAGACAAUUAAUUAAAAGUAAAUUUAUAAUAAUGUAUAUAUUAGUUUUUUUUAAAUGAAUAGAUUGUAACAGAUGUCUGAAAAAAUCCAGCGGUUGCAUGCUUAGACAAAUCUAUAUCAAAGAAAAACUGAAAAUCGUACCUAAUCGACAUAUAACUUUGUGUAUGUUUUUAUUUAAUUGAUGUUAGUGCAGCUAUUGAUUCAUAUGAAUUUAAUGCUCAAUUUCACUGUACAGAUACAGGAUCCUCUGGUUUCACUGUACAGAUUCAGUAUCCACUGUGAUUUCACUGUACAGAUACAGUAUCCACUGAUUUCACUUAAAAGAUUCAGUAUCCACUGUGAUUUCACUGUACAGAUACAGUAUCCACUGAUUAUACUGUACAGAUACAGUAUCCACUUUGAUUUCACUGUACAGAUACAGUAUCUACUUUUAUUUCACUGUACAGAUACAGUAUCCACUGUGAUUUUACUCUACAGAUACAGUUUCUACUUUUUAUACGACCGCAAAAAAUAUUUUGGGAUCGUAUAAUGGUAUGAUGUCGUCUGCGUCAUUGUCUGAAGACACAUUGGUUUCCGGACAAUAACUUUAAUUUAAGUGAAUGGAUCUCUAUGAAAUUUUUUAAGAAGGUUCAAUACCACAAAAGGAAGGUUGGGAUUGAUUUUGGGGAUGAUGGUCCCAACCGUUUAGGAAUUAGGGGCCCAAAAGGGUCCCAAAACAAGCAUUUUUCUAGUUUCAGGAUAAUAACUUGUUUUUAUUUAAUUGAUGUUAGUGCAGCUAUUGAUUCAUAUGAAUUUAAUGCUCAAUUUCACUGUACAGAUACAGGAUCCUCUGGUUUCACUGUACAGAUUCAGUAUCCACUGUGAUUUCACUGUACAGAUACAGUAUCCACUGAUUUCACUUAAAAGAUUCAGUAUCCACUGUGAUUUCACUGUACAGAUACAGUAUCCACUGAUUAUACUGUACAGAUACAGUAUCCACUUUGAUUUCACUGUACAGAUACAGUAUCUACUUUUAUUUCACUGUACAGAUACAGUAUCCACUGUGAUUUUACUCUACAGAUACAGUUUCUACUUUUUAUACGACCGCAAAAAAUAUUUUGGGAUCGUAUAAUGGUAUGAUGUCGUCUGCGUCAUUGUCUGAAGACACAUUGGUUUCCGGACAAUAACUUUAAUUUAAGUGAAUGGAUCUCUAUGAAAUUUUUUAAGAAGGUUCAAUACCACAAAAGGAAGGUUGGGAUUGAUUUUGGGGAUGAUGGUCCCAACCGUUUAGGAAUUAGGGGCCCAAAAGGGUCCCAAAACAAGCAUUUUUCUAGUUUCAGGAUAAUAACUUGUGUACAAGUAUUUCGAUUGCUCUGAAAUUGUACCACAAUGUUUAAUACCACAAGUAGAAGGUUGGGAUUCAUUUUAGGGGUUAUGGGGCCAACAGUUUAGGAAUUAAGGGCCAAAAAGGGGCCAAAAACAAGCAUUUUUCUAGUUUCCAGACAAUAACUUGUGUGUAAGUGUAUGGAUAUCUCUCUGACAUUGUACCACAAGGUUCCAUAUAACAAAGGGAAGGCUGUGAUUGAGUUUGGGGUUAAUUGCCCCAAACAUGUAGGAAUUAGGGGCCAAAAAAGGGCUAAAAACAAGCAUUUUUCUAGUUUCCAGACAAUAACUUGUGUUUCAGUGUAUGGAUCUCUCUGAAAUUGUACCACAAUGUUCCAUACUACAAAGGAAAGGCUGGGAUUGAGUUUUGGGGUUAUUUCUCCAAGGGGGGUUUCAAAAAGUUGGGGGGGGGGGGGGAUUUUUUUCCCCAAUUUUUUUAAGGGAUUCAUAAUUUUUCAAAUUUCGAAUUUUUUAAAAGUUUCAAGAAGAAAACUUCAAUUGCACAGUAUUGUGCAAUAGAUUUGUAAGAUCUUUGACCACAUUUAUUUUGUGUCAGAAACCUAUAUUAUGUCAAAAAUUUGAUCACAAUCCAAAUUCAGACAGUAUCAAGCUUGAAUAUUGUGUUCAAAUUUGCCCAAACUGUUCAGGGUUCGACCUCUGCGGUCGUAUCAGGCUGCACUCAGCGAAGCAUUUUAUAUUUCACUGUAGAGAUACAGUAUCCACUUUUAUUUCACUGUACAGAUACAGUAUCCACUGUGAUUUCACUGUACAGAUACAGUAUCCACUUUGAUUUCACUGUACAGAUACAGUAUCCACUGUGAUUUCACUGUACAGAUACAGUAUCCACUUCGAUUUCACUGUACAGAUACAGUAUCCACUUUUAUUUCACUGUACAGAUUCAGUAUCCACUGUGAUUUCACUGUACAGAUACAGUAUCCACUUUGGUUUUAUUGUACAGAUACAGUAUCCACUGUGAUUUCACUUAUUUGCAUAUUUAAAGUUGUUCCUGUAGGGAUAGUAGAAAAUUCCAUGACAUUACAAUAUGUCAAAUUAUUGCAAAGAAUUUCCCAUCUGUUACUACAAUGUGGAAACAUGUCAUUUAAAAACAAUGUUUUCUUUGAGAAAUAAAAAUGACAUUAUCAAUUAGAAAUAUAUCAGUGUAAAACAUCAUACUCAGCUGUACAUAUGUUGUUUUUUUUUAUGUUAAAAAUAGAUUAUCAGACAAAUUUUACUUUUGAAGACUAACAAAUUACAAAAUAAUUUUAAGAUUUUUAUUUGAAAAUUGAACUAUUCUGUUUUGAUGUUGCAGUUUGAAAUCUGUUCAUAUUUUCUUUUGCCUCAACUGACCAGUGGGUAUCUUUAUUUGUAUGGUUUCUGUAUAAAUGACCAGUGGGUAUCUUUAUUUGUAUGGUUUCUGUAUAACUGACUAGUGGGUAUCUUUAUUUGUAUGGUUUCAACUGACCAGUGGGUAUCUUUAUUUGCAUGGUUUUUACUGACCAGUUGGUACCUUUAUUUGUAUAGUUUUUACUGACCAGUGGGUAUCUUUAUUUGUAUGGUUUUUACUGACCAGUGGGUACCUUUCUAUGUAUGGUUUCUGUAUAUAUUUGAAUUUUCAGUUGUGAUUCAUAAAUGAAGUGUGAAUUGUAAAUUUAUGGUUGUAGAUUGGUUGCUAGGUACCAGAACUUGCUACAUGUAUAUGGAUUUCUAGUUUGUUUUGACAUUACCAUGUAUAUAAUUUUACAGGCACAUAUGAAAAUCAUCAGGGGUUGACUCUCUUUAUUGUACUGUAAAUUAGAAAUUUAUUUAACCAGUUUCAAACAAAAAAUCUGAAUGUAAAAGCUGUUUUAAAUGUAUUUCACAUAAAUAUAGUGAAGAAAAAAACCAACCCUAAAUUAUUUAUCAGCCUUACCUGAAUAAAAUACCUGACCUGGUUGAAAGUUGUCAGUUUAAACUAUGAAUCGUCUAAAAUUAACCACAUAAUGUCCUCAUUAUUGACUUAUUCUAAAUAUCCGAUUGUUUUAGUACUUUUAUGGAUUGAUAUUACUGUUAUGGCAGGGAUUUCAGGGUUAAAGGCAAAUCCUAAAAAUUGUUAGUAUUCAACUACUACUAACUUCCUAUAGGCUGGUAUACUCACAAAAAAACUUUUACUUCAAAAUCAUGAAAAUAAAUUAAUACACAGUUGUUUCAUUGGCACAUAUUAAUAUAGCUCUAAAUUAAGGGGGGAAUGUAAUAUUAUUUCAUCAUAAUUUAAUUUUGGAUAUAACAUGUCUUCUGAUUGGCUGAAAGUGUUUUGUCUAUCAGCUCAUAGACAUAAUUUUGUCAUGUGAAUUGACGUCACCAAGGUUUUUUUCAAAAUUUACUCUUUAAAAAUGGAAUUUAGAAUUAAAUUAUAAGGAAUGACUGUAAUAUUUUUUCUGUCUAUUCGAAAUAAAUGUAAAAAAUGUGGUGCACACUUUUAAAUAACCCGCUACACCAGUUAUUCAGUGUGCACCACAUUUUUUAAGUUAUUUCUUCAUAGACAGAAAAAAUAUUACGGUCAUUCCUUAAUUAAAUUGAAUUCCACUAUUUAGUGUAUCGAAUAAGAUAUACAAAUGAUAUUUAUCAUCUCCUUUUUGAUUAAGGAAAGACAGCUGACAUAUUUUCUUAGUUCAAACACCACUACACAAAUAAUGGCAUAUCCCAAAUGAAACAUUAUAGAUAUUGUUAGUGAUUCUAUUGAAGCCUUGUUCAUUGCUUUGAUAGUCCAGUGCUAUGUACAUAAAAUGUAUAAUGUAUGUUGAGAAAGAAUUAUUUUACACAAUUGUAGAAAUAUAUAUUUUAUCAUUGUAUAUAUAUCAUAAAAUGUUGGUUUUAUUGUGGUAGGCUUAAUUCAUCAACUGUUGGGGAGUGCUAUAUUUGUCUUAUGUCAGGAAUCCAGUAAAAUAUAUAUAUAUAUCAGACAUUGCUAGAAUAAACGAUACAAGAAUUUA
Molecule: messenger RNA, 8949 nt
Organism: Mytilus californianus (California mussel)
Lineage: Eukaryota; Metazoa; Mollusca; Bivalvia; Mytilida; Mytilidae
Product: retinoic acid receptor RXR-like
Exons: 8
Coding region: 88-1536 (482 amino acids)
Biological process (GO): anatomical structure development; cell differentiation; positive regulation of transcription by RNA polymerase II
Cellular component (GO): nucleus; RNA polymerase II transcription regulator complex
Molecular function (GO): zinc ion binding; nuclear receptor activity; RNA polymerase II cis-regulatory region sequence-specific DNA binding
Source: RefSeq, a predicted model, not a curated record